AAUAAAAACAACAUAAAAUUGAGAAGAUAAAACAGAGCAAAAAAUGGGACUCCUUACCAAUAGAGUAGAGAGAAGCCAGAUCAAACCAGGUGAUCACAUCUAUACAUAUAGAGCCAUCUUUGCAUACUCCCACCAUGGUAUCUUUGUUGGGGGAUGCAAAGUAGUUCAUUUCACACCGGACCGUCGUAACGACGAAGAAUUCUCUAAUCAAUCGAUUUUGUUAUCGUCAUGCCCAACAUUUCCUGAUUGUGGUUUCAAACAACGAAAAAGCGGCGUAAAGAUAUCUUGUCUAGAUUGUUUCCUAAAAAACGGUUCUCUCCAUGUGUUCAAAUACGGAGUUUCCAAUUCCGUAUUUAUCGCGCAAGUCCGCGGCGGGACUUGCACGACCGCACCCUCCGAUGCACCCCGAUCGGUCAUCCACCGUUCAAUGUACCUUCUACAAAAUGGGUACAGAAAUUAUGAUGUUUUCUCGAAUAAUUGUGAGGAUUUCGCGCUUUAUUGUAAAACCGGUUUGCUUACUUUGGAUCGGAUUGGUGUUGGGAAAAGUGGACAAGCUUCUUCGGUCGUAGGGGCUCUUGUUUCAUCUCCGGUACAAUUUUUUAUGCCUAGUUUUAUCGGUGUGGCUACGGUUACGAUUGGGAUGUAUUGUAUGAGCCGAUAUGCUAAUGAUAUUGGUGUUCGUUCUGAUGUUAUUAAAGUGGCGGUCGAGGAUUUGGCUGUUAAUCUAGGAUGGGUUUCUCAUGAGGAAACAAAUUUCUCUAUUUAAACAUGUUAUAAUAAUGAAACUCCAUAAAUUUGUUUAUAUAUUUUAAAUUUAGAGUUGCUCAUUAUAAACAUUAUUAUCACAAUUAAG
Molecule: messenger RNA, 853 nt
Organism: Impatiens glandulifera
Lineage: Eukaryota; Viridiplantae; Streptophyta; Magnoliopsida; Ericales; Balsaminaceae
Product: protein LEAD-SENSITIVE 1-like
Exons: 2
Coding region: 44-766 (240 amino acids)
Source: RefSeq, a predicted model, not a curated record